CAUGAUUACAACACGACGAGAAAUCAAACCCCUCUCGAAGAUGAAAGCAAACGAUAAAUCAGAGUGCAGAGUGUGAAAAAAACAACACCAAAAAGCUCAUCCCAAUUUUCAUAAUUCUGAAUUCUUAAGAUAAUAAUAGUUGUAAUAAAUUAACUUCAAAAAAAAGUUCCCAUGUAUUUGGAUUGUGUCUCUCAUAGUCGUAUAUAUCAGUAAAAACCAAAUGAAAGAGACCAAACCCAAUGAACAUGGCUCCUUCUUCUUCUCCUUCUUCCUCGAAAUCCCUUCCUCCUCCUCCUCCUCCACCUCACCAAUCCCCUCCUUUCACUCCUAUUCAAGAAUGUGAAAGGGAGGAACAAGAAGAUGCUACCCCAAGUGUAAGCACGGACAAAGGGGUGACGCCAAGGCAUCUCCCAACGCCCCUUCAUGACAAAAACAUUGGAAAAGCCAAAUCCAGGAAACGUCAGGAAUCUGGGGAAAAUGUUGGUGGAGAUGAUUCAGUUUCUUGCAACAAGUGUAGGCCACACUCUAGGGAGAAGAUCUCCGUGGUUCCUUUGGACAACAAUGGAAUUAACAAGCACUCCUUUCCUAUGGCUAGUCCUAAUGGGAUUUUCAAGUCCAUUUUCCAUUCCUUAACAAGAAAGAGUCCAAAAUCAACUGAUAUGUCUACGGCCAGGGAAGAGCAGUGGAAAAUUGCUGUUGCUGAACUGUCAAGCAAGCUUAUUCAAGCUACAAGAAAUAGAGAUGAAGCAUUGCUUGAAGCUUCAAGGUUGAAAUAUUCCAUGGCUGAGCUUGAGAAGAAGCUUAACAAGCUUGAAGUUUACUGUCACAAUCUCAAGUCUGGUCUGGAUGAAUGUAACAGCAAUUCUCCUUGCGGAAUUGGUAAAGGUCAUAAUAUUCAUCAAGUGAAGAAUCAAGAUGAAGUUAUUGGAGCUAAUGAAAAAGUGAUUCAACAAUUCUUGGUCUCUGUCUCUGAAGCUAGGUCUUCAAUCAGGCUUUUAAGUAGAUCACUCACCAUGCAAUUAAGGCACAUGGGUAGCAAAGUUUGUGAGAGAAUAACUUUGCUUUUACAGCCUUAUGAUACGAAGAUUUCUUACUCUAAGAACCCCAAAAGCCUCCUUCUUCACCUAGAAGCUUUGUUGAACAAGGCUUUCUUCGAAGAUUUUGAGUCAAUUGGGUUUCAAAAGAAUGCAGUGAACCAAAUAUUGAACCCUAUUGAUCGGUGUGAAGCCAAUUACGGGUCAUUCAAUGAUUUACAAGGAUUAACAUGGGAGGAGGUUCUGAACAAGGGGACAAGGCAUUUCAGUGAGGAGUUUAGCAAGUUUUGUGACAGGAAAAUGAGUGAAAUUGUGGCUAUGUUGGGGUGGAACAGAGCUUGGCCUGAGCCAUUGUUGCAAGCCUUUUUUGGUGCAUCAAAGAGUGUGUGGUUGGUGCACCUUUUGGCCAACUCGGUGCACCCUGGGUUGCCAAUCUUCAGGGUGGAUAACGGGGCGAGGUUUGAUUCAGUAUACAUGGAGGAUAUGGGUGGAGAAAGAGCCAGAAAAUUGGUUCCAAGCAUGGUUCGGAUCAUGAUCACACCAGGGUUCUAUGUUUAUGGCAAUGUGGUCAAGUGCAAGGUUAUUUGCCGGUACUACAACAAUCUGGAUAGUAGUUUAAUUGAUAAGGGCUUAACCCCAUCUCCUUAAUUAUUGUUUAAAUUUAAUUAGGUUAAGUUAAAUGUUGAAAUCCCUUUGAUUACUUUUGCACUUUGUAAUAUUUUGGUGCUAGUUUAUAUGUGAUAAAUGGUUGUUGAUUAAGAAUGCUUUUGAGCUUUUGGAGGAUAAAUAUUUUUCCCCACGC
Durio zibethinus is the source of this 1836-nucleotide messenger RNA. RefSeq names its product IRK-interacting protein-like. NCBI's taxonomy places the organism in Eukaryota, Viridiplantae, Streptophyta, Magnoliopsida, Malvales, Malvaceae. The record is from RefSeq and is a predicted model, not a curated record.